CUUUAAGCUUCAAUUUGACAUUUAUAGACUAAUUUUUUUUUUACUUAUAAUGUAUAAAUUUGAAAUCCGAAAAAGUAUUUACAAUUUGGUUGGGCGAAUGCCUAAUGUUGAAAUUGUUCGAAUUUUUCGAGACCGAGAUAUAUUGGAUAAUACCGGUUGUUUUUAAUUUUUUUUUUUGUGAAAUUCGCACCUCCGGAUAGUAGGAUGGACCCGUAAGUACCAUAUACCGGACCAUAGCAGAUUGCGAACAGGGAAUUCCAUGCCAAAAUCUGCCGAAAAGUGGAAGACCAUGUCAUUUCAAUCCUCAGCAGUGUCGUAGAAUAGUAAGAAGAACAAAAACAGGGUCGGCGAGUCUGAACGAAAAAAAGCCAGAGCAAAUACCAUUUCUCACAGUGCAAUUUGCAGAAUUUAAAAAGAAGUGGUAAAGUAAAUCAUAAAAGACAAAAAUGUCCCAAGUAUACCCAUAAUCAUCUGGCCAGAAUACCACGAUGCUGCCCAAAUCUUCGACGCAUACACAAAGGGUUUUGCAAGGCUUAGAAACUGGCUUAGAAAACAGAAUAUUGCAUACGUUCCGAAAAUUGAUAACCCUCCUAACUUACCCCAGGCUCGCCCUAUUGAAGAUUUUUGGGCACUAUUGCCACGAAAAUUGUACGACACUGGAUGGUCACUACAUAUUAUUAAAGUUUUUAGACAGAUUCCUAGUUAUAGGGAAAAAACAUUUUUUGAAUAGUUAUUUAUGUUUAAAAAUAUUUGGGCUUAGAAAUGUUCGCAAAACUUAUGAAUCAUACGUUAAAGAUGAUUUCUUUGUGGUUUAGCAUAUGCAUGGCUUUCCACAGUGGUCAUGGCGAAGUGACAUUGGAGCAGCCCAUUUACACCAACACCAUACAAAGGUUCGAAAAUCCCGGUGACCAAAACAGUACGCAGGAAAACGAGGUUAAAGCCCUAAAGAAAGUUUUCUUGUCUAAUAGAUCCAUCACCUGUAACGAUGGGUCGCAAGCCGGAUUUUAUUUAAGACGGUCGCACUCAAGUACGAAAUGGAUAAUAUUCCUUGAAGGUGGAUGGUAUUGCUAUGACGUUCACAGCUGUCGAAAUCGAUGGUUAAAGCAACGGCAUUUCAUGACGUCAUCAAAGUGGCCAGAAACAAAAGACGUUGGAGGAAUGCUGUCUCCAAAUAUCAAAGAAAACCCAUUCUGGUGGAAUACCAAUCACGUCUUUGUUCCCUAUUGUACCAGUGACUCCUGGAGUGGAACCAAACCACCGUCUCCAAACGACAUGUUCAGCUUUAUGGGGUCUUUCAUCGUUAGACAAGUUAUACGGGAUUUGAUACCAUUAGGACUGGAAAAUAGCACAGACUUGAUACUUGCAGGUAGUAGCGCUGGGGGAACUGGAGUGAUGCUCAAUCUAGACUACGUUAAAGAACUCUUACACGAAGAACUUAUGCUAACGCAAAUCAAUGUUAGAGGAGUAACAGAUUCUGGAUGGUUCUUGGAUAGAACACCAUACGCACCUACUAAUAAACCCGCUGUUGAAGCUAUUAGAAAGGGAAUGGACAUGUGGAGAGGGAAAGUGCCCAGGAGAUGUAGAGAGGAGUAUAUGAGCGAACCUUGGAGAUGCUAUUUCGGAUAUAGGUUAUAUCCUACACUAAAAUCUGAACUCUUCGUCUUCCAAUGGCUAUUUGAUGAAGCCCAAAUGGACGUAGACAACGUAGGAGCUCCUGUAACCAAACAACAAUGGGACUACAUUCACAAGAUGGGCGACGCUUUGCGACAAAGCUUCGAAAACGUUUCGGCAAUAUUCGCUCCAUCCUGCAUCUCACAUUCCGUCCUAACAAAGCGAGAUUGGCAAAGUGUCAAAAUUGAUGACAUAUCUGUGGCUGAAGCUCUUCAUUGCUGGGAACAGAAAACAAGUAGAAGAAGACUAAAAAGGUUGAAAAAUGGAAAAGUAUUAAAUAAUACCGGAGCUAGAUUGGGGAAGAGAAAGAGGAGGAGAAAUCAGAGGAAGACGUUGGGUUACGCGAACCUUCUGAAUAAUGAUGAUAGAGCUAAUGUACAGGAUGCUUCGGUUAAAAUGAAGAGGAGGAGAAGGAAUAGGAUCAACAGAAAAAUUCAGAGGAAUAAAAUUCGUUCUAGAAAACACCCACAAAACUCAGAAAACAAACCAUCUCUAACCUCCAACAACCCAACUUUGGACAAACGAAUCUCCAGGUCCGUACUGCAAAAAAACAGAUGGCCCAGAAAACGCCACUGCAUCCAUAGAAGGUUGGAACGAUGUUCUUGGCCCCAAUGUAACCACUCAUGUCCCAGGUUACACAAUCCCUUCACUGGGGAAGAAAUGGAUUUCAUAGAAUUAUUGAAAUCCUUCGGUUUGGACAUGAACAGCGUAGCUGACGCACUUGGUAUUGAUAUUCAGACUUUAAAUAAUAUGGAUCACGCGGAGUUACUAAAUUUAUUGACACAACAAUCCAAUUAGGUGUGGGAACUUAUUUUGAAAAAUAAAAGUUUCGUGAAAAGAUUCUUUUAAAAAUGAGACAGAAGAUCUUAACUUCCUUUUAAGUAGGUAGUUAUUCAGUAUCAAUUUUACAUCACAAAGAUAAUGUUAGAUAAACUUUAAAAAUUGGUAUUUUGUAUUUAUAAUUUUUUCAAGUCCAGACCAAAAAAAAAAACAACAAAAUAUUAUAGACACACAAAUAAUAGUGUAUGUAUUAAAACCAGAGGUAACAGGAGAUAUAACUAUUCAUUGAUAAAAUAUAUUCUUGACGCCGACAUCAAUACCUGUGUCGAUUCCGUCCAGGGUGUCUAUUCUUGAAUCUCAGGGAGUAGAAAUAUUGAGGGAAGAAUGAGACAAAAAUACAAAUUUUGCGCGUUGUAGAUAAAGAGGCAAAACCGGUUUUCUAUUCCCCCGAAUUCAAGAAUAGGUACCCAGUUGUAGAUCAGGAGGGAGUGAAGAGACAUUUGUUGUGAGGUAUGAAAAGGGAUAAAUUGAAGGAUUGGACGACCCUACAAAAGAAUUUUAUCAAAGAAUAUAUGUAUAAGCCGUUGUAUACCCGUAAUAAACAAACGAACAAAAUUCCAAGCCAUGUUGCCACAUCUAGUACAACAUACUUGAUAUCUAGCUUAACAUUAACUAGGUUUUGGAAUUUAUUGAAAAUUAGUACAUAUAGUACAUUUAGUUAAAUUUGAUGUAAUGAUUCAACAUUUUUUGGCUUCAGUUGCAAUGAAAUAGAUUGAAUUAUUUUAGCUUUUUCAAGAUAUGUAAAUAAUUUUGUAAACAAAAUGAGAAUAUUGAUAUAGGCGUGACAACAGAGGAUAUUAUACCCUCCUGUAUCCUUUAGAAUAUUUCUUAUUCACUACAGCAGGAUAUUUGUUUCUAGUUACAUCUCCUGUUAUCUCUGAUUAAAAUAUUCGCUCUAAAAAACGAUUCGCCUCCCACUUUUUUGUCAUAAUCUGAAUUUUUAGGGAUGAAAAGUACAUGAUUAGGUAAUCCUUAUUCCGUGAGUAAUACAAAAUUAGACACUAUCAUCAAAAAUAGAGAUAUUGAUACCACCGUACAGAGGAAAAUACUUAUUUUUGCUCCAAUGCACAAUAAGGUCUUUCUAGUGAUUAUUUUUUUAUUAUUAUAAAAAAAGUCAUUUACAUUAACCCUUACUGACGAAAAAUCUUAUAAUUGUAAAUAUAUUGGUUUCAGUCGUGAACAAUUUUAAAUAUAUCAUUCAUUUAACCAAAAGGAAGGCCUAAAUAAAAAAAAAUCCUUAUAAAAGUUUCGCUUAGGUCUUAACAAAUAACAGGGUAAAUCUCUUAUUUGUUGCUAUUAAAAUAACAAAGAUAUACCGUAAUUAAUUUUGACCACCAGUGUAUUUUUCUCUUCGCCUUUAAGCUUACUAUAGCUUUGUUUUUCUCUACGUGCCAGUUAUUAUGGAGGUGUUAAAAUUUUAUUUAUUUUAAUCUAGGUUUUAAUUAUAAAACUUCUCGUUAGGUGCCAAUGUGCAGCGAUGUUAUCCGUUUUUAUUAAAGAAUUAGUAAAUGUAUGCGUAAAAAAAAGAUUUUCAGGGGUAUCCAUUAUGGGACCAUGACCAUAUCUCCGAAAAGGGGGGUUGAAGGAAAAAAAUAUUUUUAAUCAGAUAAUCUUCAGUUGCUUUAUGUCCCAUUCUUAAAGGGACACAUAUUAGUAUUUAAUUCUGAAAACCUUCUUGGGGAAACAGGUAUAUUUAUUUGGUUGGAAAAAUAUUGAGACGGUAUUUCUCUUUAACAAUAGUUAUAUACGAACCAAGUGGGAGAAACGAAAGCUUCAAGACGUGUAAAUAUGUGAAAGAUGUUUCUAAAAUAUUAUUUGGAACGAACAAAAUUAUUACCAUAUAAAUCCUAAUUUAGAAUGUAAUACAAGUUAAAAUUUUAUUUCAAAAUAUAUAACAAAGCAAGCCACGACUACAUAGUAUCAGUUUAAUAGUCAAUUUAUUUCAUUAGAUGCUUAUUUUCCUAAUGAAAUUGUGUGACUGUUAUUUUAUAAACUAAAUUUCAAUAUUAUCAAGACAGAUUAAUUUUAGAUUGUCCCAAAUGAAAGGACAAAUAUACGAGGGUUGUCUUUUAAGUUUUGCAUAUAGACCUAGAAUAAUACAGCAGAUAGUGUUUAAACAUUUUAUUGUUUUUAAAGUAUUCUCCACGAAUAUUAAUGCACUUUUGCAUGCGCUCGAACUGUUAAUUAGUGUCUGGCUUAUUAAUUUAAUUUAACUGGUGAUGGUUUUAUAAUUAAAAGAAUACAUUAACGUGGUAUUUAUUCUCAGCACCAUUCGCUGACAACCUGACUGUAAGGAGGGUGGUCUAACUCGACGUUUUGUUGCUCUAAGAAGGCAAUUGUUUUGCGAGCUGUGUGCGCACUUGCAUUCGUCGUUUGGGGUUGGUUUCCCGAAGCUUAGCGAUGACUGCUGGCAAACAAAUCGCUAUAUACCAAUCGGCAGUAACAGUUCUUUGCUCUUGCAGAGGAAUUGUUGCAAUAUGACCUGCUUUGGAGACAAAUGUUGCGAGCAUCUUUUUAGACACACUUCGAGAACGGAUCACUUUUGUCGGCUUGUCUUCACCUUGGAAAACCCAAACACACGAUUGGUGUUUAUUUUCAGGUUCAUAUAAAAAUCCAUCACCACUUACGAUGAAGUACACGUUUUUAGAGUUUCACGCGUUUUUCUUCUGUCAGCUGCGGUAUCCAACGGGACACUUAUUUUUUUACUCCCAAUUCCUCAUGCAAAAACUUUUGGAUUGAGGUCUUUGAAAUCUCUAACGAUGCUUCAAUUACGCGAUAUGUCACAUGCCGAUCUUCUUCGAUGAGCCUGUGCACAGCAUCAAUGGUUUCCUGGGUGACUACCGAUUUAGGUGCACCUUUUCUUGGCUUGUCACUAAGAUUAACCCGUCCUCAUGUAAAUAUUCUCCAUACCAACAAGAAAUUGUCGAUUGAUGUGAUGCUUUACUACCGAAAACAGAAACCAACUCGGCGAAGCAUUCUUGUUGAGAUAAUUGUCUUAAAAUUAUGGCACGAAAAUGAUCUCGGUUAAAAUCCAUUUCUUGAAUAACUUGUCAACUUUGAAAAUUCGGUGUAACUACAACACUCUAUGAAUCGGACUGAAACUUGGAAGUGAGGUUAACUAAAGGCGACAGUUUAUUUUUAUUAGAGCCGUUUGAUUCGUAACGCCCUCUAAUGCACGGUAUGCAAAACUUAAAAGACAGCCCUCGUAUGCGCUAGUUCAGUGAUGAUGUAAUUAUGGUUCCACUGACAAUUAAAGUGACAGUAGAUUUUUUAAGUGCGUUUUGUUCGUUUUGUUUACCUAAAUUAUAUCGUUUUUUCACUUUUAUAAAUAUAUUCCUAAAGUAAGUAGAUAACAUGCAUCAAAUAUACAAUCGUUUAGUUACAAAUUACAUACCUUUAAACUAUUUUUUAUGACCUGUAAACAAUAUUUACAAAUAGACUUACAACAUCCUGUAAAAACGUAUAUGUCAAAUUUAUUGAUGUUUUUGUUAAUAGUUUGGUUAGAAUUAAAUGUCAGUGGAACCAAAUUGACAUCACACUGAACUAGCGCAUUUGCAAUUUUCCUGAUCGACUCGACUAAAGCAGUUUUUCGUGGUCAACCAAUGAAUGUGCGAAACGUAACAUCAGGGGCGGCUCGUAAACAAAAUGUUGGGGGUUCACAGUAGCAGAAUAUAGAUCCCGGUACAGAUGUAGGUAAAAAAGUGUCAGUGUUUUAGAAAGGUAUAUUAUAAACUUUCUAAAACACUGAAAGUUUUUACAUACAUCUGUACUGAUACCUAUAUUCUGUCACUGUGAACCACCCCACGAGCCGCCACUGCGUAACAUAUAAGGUGAAAUUUCAAUCAAUUAUCAAUGGUCUCUCUCUAGCUAUCAACUAUUAAUUUUAAAAAAUUUAGUAUGGUGUACAAUAAACCAUAAAAAAUUAUUUAUUUCAAGAAAAAUAUUUGUGAAAAGUUACCUACUUCUUCUAUAUAAUAUCUUCUACCCUUUCGCGAAUCCUGUCUUGUCAGUAGUGCCACCUUAAAACUUACUUAAUAUGGCGCCAAUUAUGAAGGGGUCAAAAUUUGUCUAUGAUGCUGAAUCAAGGGUUUCUGAGAGCUAUGGAAGGUUCCUAUUAUUAUUCUUGGUAUUUUGCUUUCUUUUAUGGUGUCUAUUAAGUGUUUUCGUUUUUUUGGCCUUCUAAUUCUUGACCGUGUGUUCUUGCUAUGUUUUUAAUUAAAUAAUUAUAAAAAAUACUUCAUAUGAAGACCUUAUUUUAUAUUUGCCCAAAAAAUAAGCCUUUUUUUCUCUAUAUGGCGGUAUCAAUGUCUUGAUUUUUAAUGAUAGUACCCUUUUAUGUAGUCUAAUUUUGUAUUACGACCGGAAUAAGGGUAACCUUUUUGAUAACCCUAUACCUUACUUACCAGCUCAUGACACCGAAGUUGGAGGUAAAGUCAAAGUAAAUUUUAAUUUAUACCAUACUAUAAAGUUUAUUUAAUAUAUAUUGACGUCUCACUUAGUAACAUUAAACGGUAAAUGUAUUCUGAUAUAAAAUUGACGACUACAGCAAAUAUGGAACAAUAAUUGGAUUCUUGUCACAUAAUCAAAAUCGAUAUGCAUAAUUUUUUAAUCAUUUGUUUUAUAUAUAUAAUUAGUUCAAAAGAAUUCAAAUUACGAUUCUAUACCUACUUAUUGUCCAUAUUGGAGUUAAUCCACAGUUAAAUCCACAUGUAUAAAAAUAGUAACUUGUUUGAAUUGUAAAUAUUAUUUAUGUAAAUAAUAGAAAAAGAAAAAUAUCGUACUAAGUGUUAGUUAUACGACUAGUUGAUUAAUAAAAAUGCAAACAUAUUUAUUAUUUAUAAAUUAUAACGAAAAUAUUUUUGUAUUUAUUUUUUUUUUUGUUAUGUAAUUGUAUACGAAAAAAUGAGUUGUAGUUUUAAGUAUUUAGUAUAUUACAAAAAAAAAACGGUUUACCUGAAGUUUGCAAAUUCUUUCAAUUUGAAGUAUAACAACAAUAGAGAGCACCAUCACUUAUUUACUGUUAUAACAGUUUAUUAAUUGUAAUUUGCAUAAUUAAUACUAAAAUAGCCCAACGACUGUAUCCACACUGUAAAUAGAAACGUAUUUAUUAAGAAAAAUAAUUUAUUUUAUUCAAUUAAGCAACAUGUAAUAAUAAGAAGGGCAGCCACAUCAAAAUGAAAUCGCUCUUAAAUUAAAUAACAUUUUCAUUUUUCAAAUGCACAAAUCCAAAUCUACAAACAAUAAUAGUAACAAUAUUCUCCCUAUAAUUCACCCCCUUAUGAAUAGACACAUUAAGCUCUGAAAAAAGGUCUUGUCUAGAGAUCUUGAAUAUGUGUCUUAGAAGAUACUAGUUCAUAAAAGGAAUAAUUAAAAAAAUAUAGAAAUAAAAUAUAUUAAACUUCACAAAGUACAUUAAUACCUAUAUUAAACAAUUAACUUAUUUAUAACCCCACACUAAACAAAAUACAUUCGCUGCAAAUUUAUUAAAAGCUUAUAAAUUUAAAGCAAGUUUGUUAAAUAUUUAUGGACAGCUUUCGCCAAGUUUGAAUUUGCCUAACUGUAAACUUGAAACAACAAACUUAAUAUACCAUAUAUUAUGAGAAAAAAUUUUCCACAUACUUAUCGAAAUAAUUUAUUUAUAACCGAAAAUAAACUUGCAGCAAGUGUCUACAACUUUUUGUUUUUAUACUAGAUAUACAUUUAUGUUACUGAACUUAUUAAAAAUUUAUUUAUAAAAAAAAAUAUCUGUUGAUAUUAUUUUGCAAAUAUACAAAAAUAUAAAUUUUCUCAUAAAAACUUCCGAUUAUAAAUUAAAAUCAUUAAUACUAUAGAUAAGUUGACAACAUAUAGCAAACAAAAAUAGUGAUUUUUAAUAUGGUUUAUUUAAUUUUAUUAAUUUCAAAAUAACUUUAAAUGUGGGAUUUCCUUAAUAAACGUACCGUUGAUAAUAUUCUCAUGCCUUGUUACUUUAUUACAUAUCAUUUCUUAUUGUGCUAUCGUAACAAUAACAAUAAUUUAAUAAAUCUAUUUUAUUUCUUUUUACUAUUAUAUACAAUAUUUCACUAUUUACUAAAUAAAAUUCAAUGGUUUGAGAAAUUUGUCGACGAUAAGUAAUUUUCUCUGCAUUUACACAUACCCAAAGAAUGAUUGCCCAAUCCACUGCAGGACUGAUUUUUGUUCUACCUCAGUUGUACAGAUUUUCUCAUAGUCAGUAGGUUACCUUAUUUUCUGUAAAAAAUGAUUAUUUGUAAAUUAAGUAUACCUACUUAAACGAUUA
Psylliodes chrysocephalus is the source of this 8788-nucleotide messenger RNA. Lineage: Eukaryota; Metazoa; Arthropoda; Insecta; Coleoptera; Chrysomelidae. The record is from the annotation of a GenBank genome assembly.